This is a messenger RNA of Aureobasidium melanogenum CBS 110374, 1011 nucleotides long. RefSeq lists its product as uncharacterized. The transcript has a single exon. Lineage: Eukaryota; Fungi; Ascomycota; Dothideomycetes; Dothideales; Saccotheciaceae. The coding region runs from base 1 to 1011 and encodes 336 amino acids. The record is from RefSeq and is a predicted model, not a curated record.
AUGUGUAGGUGUUUUACAACCAGUUACACGAGAUGUGGCCAUGAAGAACGAGUCCAAUGGCUGUGCCAGACGGCAGAAUGGCGAAGACCUGUGUACGCAUGUCGCGGUUGGGAUGAUCCAAUGAGACAGUUCCACCAAGCCGAAGACAGAGACUGCCCACGCUGUGAAGAGCAACAAAUGCUGAGAAUGACACAGACACCACGGAGAAGGUCCGAAAACGCCUAUCUUCAAGGAGAUGUGCCCAUCCGCAACAGACGAGGAAGUCUGCCACAGAGAUACUUACCCACUCCACCUCCUGCAUACACGAGAGGCUAUGAGUAUAUCUCAGGAUAUAGAUAUGGAGAGAGUCAGUCAACAAGGCCAAGAGGCGACCCAGAUCCAUCUCCAAACGAAGUACAGCGCCGUGUCUCUGAAUGGGCACGCCGUGUACCUGCUGGUCCUCCUCCUGCAUCCCUUGCAAGCACCGCAAGAGAGCUAUAUAGGCCGCAUGGGAACGAUAGGGUUCACACCGUAUCUUCCUCCUCACAGCAUCCCAGUGCUGGGGUUGAGAGCCAUGUGUCUCGCCACCGCAGAAGGCAAAGCGAUAUAUACGAUCCAAGACGCUCAAACGCUGGGACUGUAUCCAGAGCAGAGCUUGGAAGCGAUCAGAGUGCCCGCUAUAUACGUGCCUCGGACGAAGAGCGCCGCAACACUCACCCAACUACACGCCCUCGCUAUCCUCGUUCCGCUCAAUCUGCAGCUGACACUUCUGCAUUUCACAGAGAUGGUGAUUUUGAAUUCACAGUCACAAGACACUUCGUUGGAGAUGGAACAGAAUUCAUCCAAUCAAUCACAUACGCACAAGAACAAGAGCCUGCACGUUCAGAAGACAUGAGCACUACAAACCAUCAGACCAGAGGAACGGGUGAGUUGUACCCCAGCGAACGCCGAGGAAGAGGCGUACAUGGAGGAAGUGGAGGCAUGGCAUUAUUUAGAGGUUCGCAGCCACCCCAGCCACCACACAGACGUUGA